AUGGUCGUCGCAACAAUAAAAUGUGUGGUCGUCGGUGAUGGUGCUGUGGGCAAGACUUGUCUUCUCAUCAGCUACACCACAAACAAAUUUCCUUCCGAAUAUGUUCCCACAGUCUUCGAUAAUUAUGCCGUCACUGUAAUGAUUGGCGAUGAGCCAUAUACCCUAGGACUCUUCGAUACGGCUGGACAAGAAGAUUACGAUCGACUACGUCCGCUAUCAUAUCCUCAAACCGACGUCUUCCUCGUUUGCUUCUCCGUCACCUCACCCGCAUCCUUCGAGAACGUACGGGAGAAAUGGUUCCCAGAGGUCCAUCACCACUGUCCCGGAGUUCCGUGCCUGAUUGUUGGUACCCAGACCGAUUUAAGAGAUGACCCGAGUGUGAGGGAAAAGCUGGGGAAGCAAAAGAUGAGUCCGGUCAAGAAGGAGGAUGGUGAGAAAAUGGCGAAGGAAUUGGGUGCCGUGAAAUAUGUGGAAUGUAGUGCCCUGACGCAGUACAAGCUCAAGGAUGUCUUUGAUGAGGCAAUCGUUGCAGCUCUCGAGCCCCCAGCGCCAAAGAAGAAGCAUCGAUCUUGCUUAAUCUUGUAA
Cadophora gregata is the source of this 585-nucleotide messenger RNA. Its product is annotated as Rho GTPase. Gene Ontology annotation, biological process: small GTPase-mediated signal transduction. The record is from RefSeq and is a predicted model, not a curated record. NCBI's taxonomy places the organism in Eukaryota, Fungi, Ascomycota, Leotiomycetes, Helotiales, Ploettnerulaceae. Gene Ontology annotation, molecular function: GTPase activity; GTP binding. The transcript is spliced from 4 exons. The coding region runs from base 1 to 585 and encodes 194 amino acids.